GCGGCAGCGGCGGCGCUCGGCAGGCUCCUCUCGCUCCGUCCUUCGCUCUGCUCUUGGAAUCCGCGUUUCUCCCGCCCACCUUUCGGCAUGAAAGCCUUCAGCCCGGUGCGGUCCGUCAGGAAAAACGGUCUCUCGGAGCACAACCUGGGCAUCUCCCGGAGCAAAACGCCCGUGGAUGACCCCAUGAGCCUGCUGUACAACAUGAACGAUUGCUACUCCAAGCUGAAGGAGCUGGUGCCCAGCAUCCCGCAGAACAAGAAAGUCAGCAAGAUGGAAAUCCUGCAGCACGUUAUCGACUACAUCUUGGACCUGCAGAUCGCCUUGGACUCACACCCGAGCAUCGUCAGCCUCCACCACCAGAGACCCGGGCAGAACCCUUCCUCCAGAACCCCCCUGACCACCUUAAACACAGACAUCAGCAUCCUCUCGCUACAGGCGUCCGAGUUCCCCUCAGAGCUCAUGUCAAGCGACAGCAAAGCACUUUGUGGCUGAACCAAACGGUGUUCCACUGAGGAGAUGAUUUUUUGGUUGGUUUUUUUUUGCACAAGAAAAUGUCUCCAGGAUUUCUUUUCUCUUUUUUUUUUUUGAGGUGCUGAACUUAUUUUUCAGCUGUAUCUAGAGGGGAGGGAAAAAAAAAAAAACCAACAAAUAAUCCACGUUAACGAAAUGAACUGUAAAAUAAUUAAUGAAGAAGAAAAAAAAAUCAAGCUCUUUAACCCCCCACUCCCCCGUUCUUCAAGUUGGACUGAACCUAGUUAUUUAUGAAGAGACUCUUGAAUACCCUUUCCCUAGAUGGAAGGCUUCCUUUCUAUACUAUUCCCAGCGUGGGGAGCGACACACACAAUCUCGCAAGGAAUUUGCCCAUUUCCAAGCAGACUUUGCCUUUUUUUUCCAAAGGUGGAGCGUGAGUAACCCAGAAGGAUCCUCAGCCUUUCAGCUACCCUAGGAGAAAAAUCGGUGGUCAGAAUUGUACCUUUCCUCCUUCACUCUUGUUUUUUUGACCUUCCCCCCCCCCCAAACCUAGUGCUGAAGGGCUGGUGUAUAUAUUUAUAUAUAAAUAUAUAUAUGAGUGAAAACACAGGAGAGGGAAAAAAAAAACAAACCAAAACCUUGGUGAACUCUUUAAUUAGAGUUUUUUUCUUGUAUAGUGGCAGAAACCAACCCUUUCUGCCAGGAAGUGUAAUGAUGUACUUAAUCAUGCUAAACUUUUUAUAAAAGUUUAGUUGUAAAAACUUUAACCCUUUUUAUACAAAAAAAAAAAAAUUAAUAAUAAAUCCAAGUGUGUUUAUUGAACUGAUAUUAAUUAUUUUCUUUUUGCUUGCUUCUGUUCUUUGGGGACCAAAUGUUUGCUGGCUUUGGUUGGGUUGGGGUUUUUUUUGUGUGUGUGUGUUUUGUGGGUUGGUUUUUUGCUCUUUUUUUUUUUUAACGUUGUGAUGAUUUUACCGAGUUAAACCAAACCCAACAGCAACAAAAAUCGAAAUCUGUAGAGGCUUAUCGAGAAUAAAAUGAGCUGAAGUGAAUAAUAA
Molecule: messenger RNA, 1526 nt
Organism: Pogoniulus pusillus (Red-fronted tinkerbird)
Lineage: Eukaryota; Metazoa; Chordata; Aves; Piciformes; Lybiidae
Gene: ID2
Product: inhibitor of DNA binding 2
Exons: 3
Coding region: 88-492 (134 amino acids)
Biological process (GO): cell differentiation; negative regulation of transcription by RNA polymerase II; circadian regulation of gene expression
Cellular component (GO): nucleus; cytoplasm
Molecular function (GO): transcription regulator activity; protein dimerization activity
Source: RefSeq, a predicted model, not a curated record